CCGUGAACACAGCGUUCAUCGUUGUGUUGUUGCAGUUAGCGCUAGCUGUGUUUGUUUAUUAAACAUGUUUUAUUGCACAAAUAAAUGCGAAGUAAUGGACUGAUUACAACGCGGAACAUAUAUCUUAGUUCUAAUGCGAUGUAGUUUUUGCCUUGUCAAUAUUUAGAUGGAAAAGCACUUGUUAUCAACUUAAGUGCUCUAUAGAGCAAUAACAUACUUUGGUUCGCAAACUAGAAAUGGGCUCAUCAAAGAAACACAAAGAGAAGGAAAAGGAACGGGAUCCAGAGGACCGACACCGCGAGCACAAGAAACACCGUCACAAGGACCGCGAUAAGGAUCGAGAGAAGCGAAAGAGAUCCCGCUCCAGAGACAGGAGCAGCCGGGCCACAGAGAAGAAGAGCCGCAGUAAAGGAGAGAAGAGCAAUGGAGAACCAGGAGUCAAGAAAGAGAAGCUUGAUCCUGCACACGUGGAGAGCGGCGAGCCUGGUCCAAAAUCUGCAAGCGGUGAUGCUUCACUCAGCAUUGAAGAGACCAAUAAAUUGAGGGCCAAAUUAGGCUUGAAACCCCUUGAACUCAAUGAAACCAAGAAAGAGGCUGGAACCAAAGAGGCGCCUCUCCUGGCUGAGACCAUCAAUCCUAUCCACAUCCGACAGCAGGCUGAGAUGAGAGAGAAACUGGCUGCUCUCAAAGAGAAGCGACUGCUGAAUCAGAAACUGGGAAAGUUGAAGACACUUGGAGAGGAUGAACCAUGGCUGGAUGACACAGCUGCUUGGGUGGAGAAGAGUCGCAAACUAACCAAGGAGAAGGAGAUGGCAGAGAAGAGGGCCAAGCUCUUGCAGGAGAUGGAUGAAGAGUUUGGUGUGAGCAAUCUGGUGGAACAGGAAUUUGCACAGGAAAAGAGAGAAGCAUAUAGCUCAAGUGAUCUCAGAGGGCUCAAGGUUCAACAUAAGGUGGAGUCUUUCAGAGAGGGGGUUACAGUUGUCCUAACAUUACAAGACAAAGGUGUUCUGGAAGAGGUGGAGGACGUGCUGGUGAAUGUUGGUCUCGUGGACAAAGAGAAAGCGGAUAAAAAUGUGGAGCUUAGAAAGAAAAAGCCUGAUUAUAAACCAUAUGAAGAAGAGGAGAGUGUGGAUGACAUGAUCAUUUUCAAGCCUAAGUCUGUUCUGUCCAAGUACGAUGAGGAGAUCGAGGGGGAGAAGAAGAAGAGUUUCAGGCUGAGUACCGGUGGUUUUGUGGGGGGUGAGAGAGAACGUGAGCUGCAGGCCAUUAGAGAGAGCCUUCAGAGUCAAGCCCAGUCUCUGGACAUGCCUGCACUCACCCUCGCCUCUGAAUACUACACACCACAGGACAUGGUUGGCUUUAAGAAGACCAAGCGGCGAGUGAAAAAAAUCAGAAAGAAAGAGAAACCCCUGAAGUCAGAGGAUCUCUUGAUGGAUGACACUCGGAGGUCAGAUUUUGGCUCCAGAUCUCGAGGUCGAGGCAGAAGGCUAGCAGAUGAAGAGGGGGAGGAGCCUGAGGAUGUUGAAGUGGGAACCAGCAGCAAGGCAAAUGCACUUCAACAGUCAGAUGACAUUAGAAUGGCUGACAUGGACAUAAGUGAAGAUGAUGACUUUAGCCCUCUAGAGCCUACUGUGAUAGAAGAGGAUGAAGCAGAGCAGGAGCUCCAGAAACAUCUGGAGAAACAGAGGAAACUCAGACAGAAACGGAUGCUCAAUGACUCAGGACGAAGGGUGGCUGAGCACAUGAAUAGAGUAGGGUCAGCAGGGGAUGACGACAACGACCCGGAGAAAAAGAACAACAUCGUCUUCAACGCCACCUCUGAGUUCUGCCGCACUCUUGGUGACAUCCCCACAUACGGGCUGUCAGGCAACCGAGAGGACCAAGAAGACAUCAUGGACUUUGAAAAGGAAAAUGAAACAGACGGAGCUGGACAUUCAGACUCUGAUAUGGAUGACAACGUGGGCUGGAGCAGCGUCAACCUUAAUGAAGAGCAGAAACCGGCCGACUUUGCCACAACUUCCACAACUAUUUUGGAUGAAGAGCCCAUUGUGAACUCUGGUCUCGCUGCAGCUUUGCUUUUGUGCAAGAACAAAGGACUGCUGGACACACAAAUGCAGAAGAUGGCUCGUGUUAAAGCUCCAAAAGCUGUUCUGCCAAAUGACAACUACUGCAUUGAAGACAAGAUGAAUGUUGAUGACAAGUACAGCAGGAGAGAGGAAUAUAGAGGCUUCACUCAGGACUUCAAAGAAAAGGAUAACUACAGACCAGACAUCAAGAUUGAAUAUGUUGACGAAUCUGGCUGCAAGCUCACCCCUAAAGAGGCUUUCAGACAGCUGUCCCAUCGUUUCCAUGGCAAGGGCUCUGGCAAGAUGAAGACCGAGCGUAGAAUGAAAAAACAUGAGGAAGAAGUGUUGCUGAAGAGGAUGAGUAGCAGUGACACUCCUCUGGGCACAGUCGCUCUUCUGCAGGAAAAACAGAAGUCUCAGAAAACUCCUUAUAUUGUGCUGAGCGGCAGCGGAAAGAGCAUGAAUGCAAAUACCAUUACAAAAUAAAUCUGGACUCUGGGACCUAAAGCUUUCACAGAUGAUCUUACACAAAAUUAAUCUACUGCAAACUUUUUAGCUGUCUCUUAAAUUAAUACAAUGAAUUUGCAAAUAGUGAUGUAUAUACAGACAUUGUCG
Molecule: messenger RNA, 2681 nt
Organism: Xyrauchen texanus (razorback sucker)
Lineage: Eukaryota; Metazoa; Chordata; Actinopteri; Cypriniformes; Catostomidae
Gene: sart1
Product: spliceosome associated factor 1, recruiter of U4/U6.U5 tri-snRNP
Exons: 20
Coding region: 237-2552 (771 amino acids)
Biological process (GO): mRNA cis splicing, via spliceosome; maturation of 5S rRNA
Cellular component (GO): U4/U6 x U5 tri-snRNP complex
Source: RefSeq, a predicted model, not a curated record